Ilyonectria robusta is the source of this 370-nucleotide messenger RNA. RefSeq lists its product as uncharacterized. Lineage: Eukaryota; Fungi; Ascomycota; Sordariomycetes; Hypocreales; Nectriaceae. The record is from RefSeq and is a predicted model, not a curated record. The transcript has a single exon. The coding region runs from base 89 to 304 and encodes 71 amino acids.
UCUUUGAAGGCGUUUAUGUGCUCGACGGUUUGAACAUUUGGUCUGGGAGCCGGGGAAUCGGUGCCAGCGGUUAUGGCAAGUCCGGUUGAUGUUGGUGGGCUGGGCCAUACGCCGGCUUGUUUUUGGGGUGUGCAUUGUGCUUUUACGACAACCAUUACGCGCCCACGACAUUAAAGGAAGUGGCGAGGAUAAGAUAUGGGUGCUGUAUGCACACAUCCUCGACCUAAUGAGGAGGACGGACAAGGCUCGAGCGGUUCUCAUAUCCCGGAGUUUCGAGGCCGACUCAAUGACCAAACAAAGAUAAUCGACAAUCAUGAUAUCAAUCCGAGAGCAGUUCUCUCUGACAGCUCCCGUCAAAGCUUCCCAGCAC